Rhizopus microsporus ATCC 52813 is the source of this 1381-nucleotide messenger RNA. RefSeq lists its product as uncharacterized. The record is from RefSeq and is a predicted model, not a curated record. The coding region runs from base 123 to 1199 and encodes 358 amino acids. NCBI's taxonomy places the organism in Eukaryota, Fungi, Mucoromycota, Mucoromycetes, Mucorales, Rhizopodaceae. The transcript has 3 exons. Gene Ontology annotation, molecular function: metal ion binding.
UUUCUGUUUUAUUUUCGUUUUGUAUUAUUCUUUGUGAUAACUUAUUCUUGGACUGAGCACGUAUUUCUAACCUAUAAAACACAAAUCAUCACUCAGAAAGCACCAUUAUUGAUAAUUUGAUUAUGAGUCUUAUUACACACUUUGUCAAUCACCGCGCGUUAGUCACAGGUUCUCUAAUUUUGUUAGGGGGCUUGUCUAUUUAUUAUCUUAGUUCAAAAGGCAAGGAGUUCAAUGAUAGAGAUGUCUCAAGUGCGGAUGAAAACCAGUCACAGCAAGAAAAAACAGAAAAGUCAGAGAAAGCAAAUGAAGAAAAACAAGAAUCUGUUGUUGCCGAUCGCUCUGUUGAACCAAUUGAAGAAAAGACAUCAAAGAUCACCGCUGCCGAUAUCAAGAAAGAGUCCGUUACAAUUGUUGAGAAAGGUACCGUCACCGAACCUGAACAGGUGUCUGUUAUUAGUACAGAAGAAGCUGUGAUUAUCAAAGAUGAGCCCACGACUACUACAACUAUUGUUGAGACCACUGAAAAGCUUCAAAUGGAUGAUUCUAUUGUGACCCAUGUUCAAGAGGAAUUUGUUAUUGUUGACAAGGAAACUAUGACGGCUGUUGAGGAUGGACCUGUGAAAUCAACUGAGAAAGAAUCAACUAAGGAAGAAGCAACUAGAAUCAAAACUGAAGAAGAAGUGACAUCCCUUUCAAUUGCUGAAGUACCUACCGCUACCAUUACUGAACCCGCCGCUGAUACCCAAUACGCCGCAAGCAGUGCUGAUGAAAACGACAUUGGUACACCUGAAAACGAACCUGUUGCCAGUAUCCCUACCUUCCGUUCCUACGACGAUAUUCCCGAAUUUAUCCCACAACAAAAGCAGCAGCCAACCCGUAAACGCUCCAAGAAGAGCUUGACCCGUAUCCAGUUAAUUGAACAACAGCGUCAAAACCAUACGCCUACAGUGAACGCUCGAUGCAACCACUGGCCUCGAUGCACCAAUAAACACUGCAAAUACUGGCACCCUUUCAAAAUGUGCCGUGCAGGUGAUUCAUGCUAUUAUGGCAAAAAGUGUAUGUUUGUUCAUCCCUCUGAUUAUCUGGAACAACCAGAAAGAAAGAACUCUUAUCAUGCGCAACAACAACAACAACAUCAACAGCGAGAUCAACAAGAACAACAACAACAGCCACAUCAGCAACAACAGCAGUUUUUCUAGGUAGUUAAAUGCAACUACUUCUUUACCCUUUUCUCCCCCUUCAUUUUCAUUGUAUAUGAGUGCUUUGUGUUUUUUUUUUGUGUGUAUCUCCUUUGCCCUUCUUUUUUACUUAGAGAAAACGAAGAAGACGGGCUAUAUAUAUAAUACUAUAUUUAUAAAUAAAUUCCUUUUUUUAUACAAAG